This is a messenger RNA of Lindgomyces ingoldianus, 444 nucleotides long. RefSeq lists its product as uncharacterized. The annotation marks the transcript as partial. The record is from RefSeq and is a predicted model, not a curated record. The transcript has a single exon. NCBI's taxonomy places the organism in Eukaryota, Fungi, Ascomycota, Dothideomycetes, Pleosporales, Lindgomycetaceae.
ACACACUCCCGGGGUGUCGCUUCAUCGCACGCCGGGGGUGGCAACCCUUCCAAAGUUACGAAGACCUCUGGUGGGAGGGGUCCUCGGGCCGGGCUGACCUUCUCAAAAGGCGGCGUGGCAAUCACGGGUUCCGGUCGCAAGAAGCGGAAAAACUAUCCUGUGUCCUGGGGGUGUCCGACGGACAAGAUGAAGAUGAAGAAGCGCGUCUUGUGCGUAUAUGAUGGUGCGCGCCGGCUGUGGAAAGACGAUAUGAUGCUAGAUCAGGAUUUCGAAGUUCGCAUGAAGCUGCCCGAUGGCAGGUCGUAUGUUACCGACUUGGAUGUGCAGACGAUGAAGAGAGCCGAGGCGAUACAUGGCUCUACACCUGAUGAACGGGGUCCGUGGAUUCCCGAUAAUGUUAUCGGUGCCGGCGAGAUCGAAGAGUUUAUGGUUCCGGCCAGAUGA